This is a messenger RNA of Thermothelomyces thermophilus ATCC 42464, 1586 nucleotides long. RefSeq lists its product as uncharacterized. The record is from RefSeq and is a predicted model, not a curated record. The transcript is spliced from 4 exons. Lineage: Eukaryota; Fungi; Ascomycota; Sordariomycetes; Sordariales; Chaetomiaceae. Gene Ontology annotation, biological process: phosphatidylethanolamine biosynthetic process. Gene Ontology annotation, cellular component: cytoplasm. Gene Ontology annotation, molecular function: ethanolamine-phosphate cytidylyltransferase activity. The coding region runs from base 174 to 1472 and encodes 432 amino acids.
AGAAACCCCGUUUUUCUCUGUCUCGCAACCUCCUUGUGGAUCAAAAAUAAAUUGCGUUGAGAGAAUACAAGGGAGGAAAAAAAGAAUAUUGAUCGCUUCCACUACGCUCGAGGACACAUACUCGGGCUGCCAAACGAACAGCGGUUAUUUGUCCUGAUCCGGUUACUUACAACAUGGCUGCCUCCGACAAUACUCUCCCCCCUGGCGACCCUGCGCCGGAGCUGCUCGAGGGACGCCUGUGGGUAGACGGUUGUUUCGACUUUUUCCAUCAUGGACAUGCCGGCGCCGUCGUCCAAGCCCGCCAGCUCGGCGACGAGCUCUACGUCGGCGUCCAUUCGGACGAAGCCAUCCUCGAGAACAAGGGCCCCACGGUCAUGAACCUCAAAGAACGCCUCCUCGCCACCGAUGCCUGCCGCUGGGUGACCAAGUCGAUCCCCAACGCCCCCUACGUCACGCAGCUCGAUUGGGUCAGUCACUUUGGGUGCAAGUACGUGGUCCACGGCGACGACAUCACGUCCGACAGCAGCGGCGAGGACUGCUACCGCUUCGUCAAGGCAGCCAACCGCUUCAAGGUCGUCAAGCGCACCCCGGCCAUCUCGACGACCGACCUCGUCGGCCGCAUGCUGCUGUGCACGCGCGGCCACUUUAUCCGCUCGCUCGAAAAGAUGCUGGCCGGCGAGGAAGGGCCCGGCACCGAUGCCGAGAGGAAGGCCAACGGGCAGGCCAUGGCGGAGAGGAUCCGCCUGUACGCCACGGACGAGACGGCCAGGAACCCCGGCGCGGACGUGUGGUUCUGGCAAGAACAGAGCGGCUUCAAGGAGCUGUUCAAGGGGGUUGGCCCGAAGCCCGGCCAGAGGGUCGUGUACGUGGAUGGCGGGUUCGACCUGUUCUCCAGCGGCCACAUCCAGUUUCUGCGGCUGGUGACCGAGGCGGAGGAGGAGCUGGCGAGAAAGGAGGGGUGGUAUUCGGAGGAGGCCGUGAACGAGAGGAAGGGGAAGGGCGCCGACUACGGCCCCGUGUUUGUCGUGGCUGGUGUCCACGACGACGAAGUCAUCAACAAGUGGAAAGGAGUGAACUACCCGAUCAUGAACAUUUAUGAGCGCGGCCUUUGCGUGCUGCAGUGUCGGUAUAUCAACGCCGUCAUCUUUGGCGCCCCUUUCACCCCUACCAAGAGCUACCUCACCUCGCUCCCGUGGGGGACCCCGGAUGCUGUCUACCACGGCCCGACAUCGUUCAUGCCCUUCACCGAAGAUGUCUACACCGACCCUAAGGAAAUGGGCAUCUACCGGGAGAUUGGCCACCACGAGUUCGAGGACGUCAACGCCGGAACUAUCGUGCAGAGAAUCCUGAGGAGUAGGGACCUCUACGAAGCACGACAAAAGGCAAAGGGGAUCAAGGCCGAUCUGGAAGCGGCACACAAGAAGCGCGAGUUGCUCGAGGAAGAACAGCGGCGUAAGGAGGCGGCGCAGUAGGACAAAUACUGUCAGGGGCAAGAUUUGGAACUAACCAAGAGUACUUCAACCACGGCAUGGGAGUGGACGGGAUAGGAGAGAGGCGAGUUUUGGCUUCAACAUGCCUUUUUUUUU